Messenger RNA from Closterium sp. NIES-67, 12482 nucleotides. The record is from the annotation of a GenBank genome assembly. NCBI's taxonomy places the organism in Eukaryota, Viridiplantae, Streptophyta, Zygnematophyceae, Desmidiales, Closteriaceae.
UUCGGGGAAUACCGUAUGGGAAAUAGCACGGCUACCGCUUAGUUUGUUCCACACCAGUAGGUGUAAUAGUAGCAGCCAGUCUGAUGGCGAAAAGACAGUUACCGAGUUAGCUGUUACCGCUACUAAGCUGGCGUCUCGGUCCCCGCAUGGCCUCGUACGGCCACCGCCUCGUCCUUCUUCUCCUCACAGCCUUGCUUCUUCCGCUCUCGCUCGCCCACUCAGCCACACCGUCUUGCUCGGGGGGGAAAUGCGGCGCUGGCGCAGACGGAAAUGACGUCAGCAGCAAGGCGGCGCCUUUCGCUCGUUUCGCGAGGCGUGGCGAAAGGCGUUCGCCAGCCUUCGCUUAUACUCCUGUGAAAGGGGCUCCAUUGGCGGAAUGGCAGCAGCGGCUGCUGGUAUGGCAUGCUGGGCAGGGGACCGACAGGAAAGACACCCUGGCGGAGGGGAGGGAGAGAGGGGCGGAGGAUUGGGAUGGAGAGAUGGGGGGGGAAGCGGGGGAGGUGGCGGGGCAAGCAGUUGAGUUGGAGCAAAGAGAGGCCAAGGAGGGGGAGAAAAGGGGUUCGAGGGAGGCGGGUCAUGAAAGUAGGUCAAAAGUGGGCGAUCAGGGUGGAGAGGCGCACAUGGGGAGAGGCGGACACGUGUUAGAUAGCAGACAUGACACACGUGACAGACAUGACACACGUGACAGACAUGACGUACAGGCGGACUCACACAUGGGAUGGGCACAAGGUGCGGACUUCGGUGACUCCAAUGACUUCCUCCCUGUGCUCGACCCGCUCCGCCUGCCGUCCCUCUUCCAAUCACCUGCUGCCACCUCAUCAGCCUCCUCGGACACCUCUGGUCCAGCCAGCCUGGAUGCCACGUCAGCAGCAGCGGCUCAGGAGAAUGUGGUGAGAGCAGGUGGCUUCGAAUUCACUGUGCAGACUGCUGAUGAUGCUGACGGGGCAGUGGAGACUGACGCAGUGAGGGUAGAGGGGGCUGCAGGGGAGGGUGAGGCGGAGAGAAGUAAUGGCACGCACCACGGGACGGGCCGUGGAAGACAGCUGCAGCAGCGGCGCAGCGAGGGGCUGGGGCAGGGGCUGUCGUCGGCCGUCAUGUCCGGCUCACUGCUCUCUGAGGCGCCUCUCGGCUCCCCCGUGCUCCUCCGCAUCGCCUUUGCUGCCGGCCCCAAGGCCGGCCACCAGACCCAGCAGCAGCAGCAGGUGGCGUCGCCUGUUGGCCUCUCGUCGCCCUUCUUCCGGCUGUCCUCGCAGGUGGACCUGUCCCAGUCGCGCGUGCAGCUCUAUGGCCCCAUGCCGCACUCCCGCCGCCGCACCUUCCCCCUCGCCGUCUCCCAGGCUGCUGACGCUGCUGGGGGCGAGGUGCUCACUUCUAACUUCACAGUCAAGGUGCCCGGUGCGUACAGUGUGAUGGUGGUGGUGGCGGACACGCAGGGCAACCGCCUCAAGUUCAAGGCGCCCAACUUCUUCCGCUCCGCCCUCCCCACCCCCACGCACCUCCUCCCCACCUCCGCUGUCUCCGCCCCUCUCUCCCCCGUCACUUCAGUCUCCUCUCCAGCCGUGGCAGGGCAGCAGGCGCAGAUGGCCUUUGCCCUCGUUAGUCAAGAUGGCACCCAGGUGCCAGUCACGGAUGCUGAUGUGAUUGUAGCGAGUGUGACGAGAGUGAGUGGUGGGGAUGGCAGCAGCCCUAGUGGGAACAGCAGCAGUAGUAGUGGUGGGAGCAGCGUCGGGGAGGGCAGUGGGUGGUCGGAGGGGUCAUCGGGGGUGGGCGUGGAGGUGGAUGGGGCCUCAGGGCACAUCAUCCUCCGUUUCACCCCCCCGUCUCAUGGUGACUACGCCCCCCACCUCUCUCUCAUCCGAGCCCAGCAGACACUUCAACUCCAGGACCCUCCGCCCUCUGCCUCCUCCUCCUCCUCCUCUGCCUUCUCCGCUUCCUCCUCCGCGCCCUCCUCUCUCGCCCCCUCCUCUUCUCUCCUGCAGGUGGCGCCAGGCGAGCCCAGUGCAGAGGCCUCGGGGCCACUGCUAGUAGCAGCACAGGAGGUGGGUGUGGCGCAGACGGGGCGUCUGACGGUGUAUGUGCGCGACGCCAUGGGCAACGACAUCCCUGCUGAGCCCCUGCUCUCGCUCUUCUCCGCCUCCUUCUCUGUCUCCUCCAACUUCACCCAGCAAGACCUCACCUACCCCGCCACCCUCUCCCCCUCCACCUCCCCCUCCACCUCCUCUUCCCCCCUCAACUCCUCCGUCCUUGACGUCACAUUCGAUUCAGGCACACUGGCAGGGGCGGCCUCUCUCUCUGUCCUCCUCUCAGGCCGCCACAUCAGGGGCAGCCCCUUCCCCUUCACGGUCGUCCCCGGCCCGCUGCAUGCGCCCUCCUCGCUGCUGUACGGCCCGGGGGCACAUGGCGCCGUGCCGCGGCAGGCGGCGUUCGUGCAGCUGCAGCUGAGGGACGCGUGGGGCAACGUGCUGCUGGCAGGGGGGGCGGGGCAGGACGUGCAGAGGGGAGUGCCGGCGGUGGUGGCAGGGGCGGCAGUGAGUGUGAUGGACAGCGGCCAUGGCAGCUACUCCAUUGCCUACCGUGUGCCGAAUCCAGGUGCCUACGCCCUUCUUGUGACAGUAGGCGGCGUGCUCUUGCAGAAUGUGACAGUGGCAGCUACACCAGCAGUGGAGGCCAGUGCAGGCAGCAUAGCAGCCCAGCCCACGUGUGUGGUAACCGUGUUACCCACCUCAGGCCCAAUGCAGCAGCUGCUCGCGUUCGCCCCGCCUCUUGUCCAAUCAGGAGCCGUCACGUGGCUGCGCAUCGUGGCAGUGGACUCAGCAGGCAUGGCAGCAGUAUCCGACCCCUCCCUGUCCUCGGCUAACCUCUCCCUCACCCUGCUGUCCACCCAGGGCCAGGUGGCUGACAUCACUGCUACCCCGGUCGUCCCCUCCUUUGGAGGGAAGCCCAUUCCUGCUGUGUGGGAGGCGCAGGUUACUGUUGAGGUGGCCGGCAGCUUUGUCCUGAUCUGCACGCAGUGCUUGGGGCGGGCGAGCAGCAUGGUGGUGAAGGCGGGGCUGCCGCUGCAGCUGCUGCAGGGGGGUGCGGGCGCGGGGAGCAACGGCUCCUCCUCUGCCGCUGGCUCUGCCUCUCCUGCUGCCCUCUCCGCCAGUGCUGCAUCAGCCGCGAAGCCAACGGAGGACUUAAAUCGGAUCUCUCUCACUGCUCACACGCACCUGCACAGGCACAGGGCGCCUUCUGUCAGUGCUGGUGGCGCUGCCACUGGCAGCAGUGUGGCGGGCAUGGCAGUGGCAACAGAUGGCUCUUCACCAUCUGUCCAUGGUGCGCUCUUCCCCUCCCUCCCUUCCACCCAACCCUCGCUCACCUCGGCCACUCCAACUGAACCCAACAGCAGCAGCAGCAGCAGCAGCAGCAGCGGUGCCGCAACUGCAGUGCAUGGUCGCAGCCUGCAGUCUGCUACCACCACAGACACCCUGCCCAGUAGCCAAGAACCAGUCACCUCGCCGAGCAGCAGCACCAGCAGCAGCAGCAGCAGCAGCAGUGCGAGAGCCAUGCAGCAGGACACCAACUACGACCUCAUCUCCGGCACCUCGGGCUCCUUCUCCCUCUCCGUUCUCCCCGGCCCCACUGCCCCCGCCCGCUGCUCCUUCGCUCUCGCCAAAGCGCCCUCCUUCGGCCGCGUUGUGGUGGUGGGCGGCGCCGUCCGUCUGCCUCUGCGUGCCAGCGACAGCAGUGGUAACCAGCAGAGCUACAGCCUCAGCCGCUACCCGCCCUCAGCAGAUGCCUUCUCAGUUGUCGCCUCCCCCACAUCCGCCUGCCAGGAACCCCAGGGGCAGGCUGUACCUGUGGAGGGGGACGUGGCGUUUGGGAGGCUACAACCAGGGAGCUUCGAUGCUGAGUUGAAUUUUACCCGGGCGGGCGAGUAUACAGUGCAGGGCUAUCUGGGGGAGGUGCCGUUUGGGGCGGCGGCAGAGAGGUUCACAGUGCUGCCGGGGGAGGUGGAUCCGGGGGAGAGCUAUGUGGAUGGGGGGGACGUGAGGGAGGCGGAGGCAGGGAGUGUGGUGAGAAUGCGGCUCGUUCUCCGAGACGCCCUGGGCAACACGGCCAUUCCCUACCACCUCGUGCUGCCCAACGCCUCUCUCUCCGCCCAGCCCAAUGCCUCACUUGCUGCCUCCGCUUCCUCCUUUGCCUCUGUCUCUCCCUCCGACCAUGUCUCUGCCUCUGCUGCUGCUGCGGCCGCCCCGGCCUCUGCGGUGCAAGCGGCCUGCUCGGUGGUGCUGCGGCCGGUGAACCUCACGCACCGAGCCACGUGGUGGGGCGGGCUGUGGACGCAGGGGGAGGGCGAGGCUGCGUGGGGCGGGGAGAGCGGGGGGAGUGCGGACGGGCAGGAGGAGGCGGGGACUGUUGUCAUGGCGGCAGUGGGGGGCGGGAGGAGGGUGCAGCCGGCACAGGAGGGGGGUGGAGCAGGGCAGGAAGGGGGGCAGGGAGGAGAGGAUGGGGGAGAGGCAGGGGGGAUAGAGCCAGAGGGAGUGAAGUGUGUGUGGAGUGCUGCAUGCUCCCUGCCGCUCUGCCAGGCCCUUGCUGCUACGGACUAUGGAUCCCAGCAUGCAGCAGCUGCAGCAGGAAGCACAGGCAGUGGAAGAAGAGCAGCAGUAGCCGGUGCAGCAGGGGCGGCAGCAGCAGGGGGGUCGGAGGGGUGUGUGUUGGAGGUGCAGUUUGAGGCGCGGCAGGCGGGCAACUUCAGCGUCACGGUGCUGCUGGCGGGGUCCCGCAAGAAGCUCGUGUUCCCGGUGCCGCUGCUCGAGGUGCUCCCAGGUGCGCCCUCCGCCGCCCUCACCACUGUGCAGCUCAACGACAACUCCGCCCCCGCUGGCUCGCCCCCCAAUGUGACUGUGGUGGCCCGGGACGCGUUUGGAAAUGAGCUCCACGAGUUUGACUCGUCCACACUUCUCUAUGCCGUGCUGCCCGCGCCCUCCUCCUCCCCCCCGCCCUCGCCCUCCCCCUCGCCCCCGCCCUCUUCUCCCCCACCGGCCUCCCCCUCCCCCUCGCCCCAGCCCUCCUCCCCUCCCUCGCCCUCCUCCCCUCCGUCCGGCAACAGCACAUCUGGCAAUGGCACAGCUGGCAAUGGCUCAAGCAGCGCCUCUGCUGCAGCACAGCCUGCGCUGGCUGUGCCGCCACGCUCACUGCAGGAGUCCCAGGCAGGCAGCAGUGGGGAUGGCAUCGGGGAAGUGAGCGCUGGGAGCAGCAGCAGUGUGAGCAGCAGCAGUGUGAGCGGGAAUGGGACUGGGAGCAGUGCAAUGGAUGCGAGUGCGAUGGUGCCGGCAGCAGCAGGCAGCCAAAACCAAUCCCUCGUGGCCCACCCUGUCCUGCACGCCCUAGGCCCGGUGCAGGUGCAGGUGUACCUGGCAGGCCAGCCCGUCCCAGGUGCUACCUUCCCCCUCACCAUCCUUCCAGCACCCCCCUCCCCCGCCCUCUCCUACGCCUUCGGUCCGGGCUUGGAGCGCACGGUGGCAGGCGCUCCCUCGUCCUUCACACUGCAGACGCGCACGGCGCAGGGGUUGUUUCCCGGGCAGACCACCGCGGAGGGAGGGGGCGCGCAGGGGGGAUGGACCCAGCUCGCGCAGGGAGGGGAGGGGGAAAACAGCAGCAGCAGCAGCAGUGGCAGCAGCGCCAGCGCGUGGGGCAGCAGUGCAACGUUCCGGGACGGGCCGGUGAGCGUUGCCGAGGUGCGGUCCGUGGUGGGCAUGGGGGGGGGUGCGUACCGCAUCACGUACACCACGUACGAGCCGCCCCACGGGGGCUUCUACCGUGUGCGCGUGCAGCUGCACGUGGCGGGGACUGGCGAGCCCCCGGCUGACAUCAUGGACGGCCCGUUCUUCGUGCCGUUCUUCCGCGGCUCUGCCGCUGCCGCCCUCUCCACGGUGAACGCCUCUCUGCACUCCACGCUCUCGCUGCCCGUGCAGCAGCCGCUCGUGCUGCUCGUCACCACCGCGGACCAGUUUGGCAACGUGGGGCCCUACAACCCCCUUAUGGACUCCCUCCCUCUCGUCUUCACCGCCACUCCUUCCCGCUCCUCCUCCUCCUCCCCGGCCCCCUCCGACCCUGCCACCCCUGCCGUCCCCCCCGUGACCUCCCUGCGCGAUCUGUACAAUGGCUCGUGCGUGGCGGUCUUCUCUGCGGCGCAGCCCGGGCGCUAUCAGCUGUCCAUCAAGAUUGCGGGGUACUUUGUGGGCGGCGCUAACGGACCCAUCGAGGUAGAGGUCACUGAAACUGCAGCCAAUGGUACGGCACAGCCGGCAGCAGUGGCAGCAGCAGCAGCUGCUGCCAAUGACUCUGACGGGGACAACACAGCAGCAGGAGCAGGAGGAGGGUCGAGCGGAUCGGCAUCCGCAGCAGCAACUCUGCCACGCCAUUUACCCGGAGUGGAUGCGCUGCUCCGCGAGGCCGAGAGCAGUGCAGCAGCGGCGGGCACGGACGCGUGGCAGGUGAACGCCUCCCAGUGGCGCGUCAAGGGCCUGGCGGGCGGCGGCUCGUCCCUCUUCGCGCUGGCCCGCACGGACUUCCUCCUCGUCCCCGACUACAACUCCGACGGCCUCAACGACGCCCGCGCUGCCUCCGACGCCCCGCGCGCCGCGCCGCUCUCCUGGGACGUGCUCAUCCAGCCGCUCCUCUCCCCGCCCUCCUCCCUCACCCCCGACCCCUCCCGCCCCGCCUCGCGCCCCUCCGUGGUGCAGCCGCUGUACGACGGCACGUGCGUGGUGGCCUUCACCCCACCCGCUCCCGGCCCCUUCCUGCUCGCCGUGCGCCUCUUCGCCCAGCACGUGCCCGGCUCGCCCUUCCUCCUCUCCUCUGUGCCCGGCCCCGUGGCCCCUGAGCUCUGCGACGUGUGGGGGGCAGGGCUGGGGCCCACAGUGACAGCGGGGGCGACAGUAGGGGUGAAGGUGCUGGCGAGGGACCAGCAGGGGGUGGUGCGGCGGGGCCGGGGGGAUUUGUUUACCCUGCAGCUGUUUGGAGGGGGGGACUCGGGGCUGUACUCCAGCUCGCUGCUGCAGCCGGUAACGAGCGGGGCGGGGCAGGGGCAGGGCGUGUACGAGGGGACGUAUGAGGCGGUGCAGGCGGGGCGCGUGGCGCUGUGGGUGGUGUUCCACAACACCAUAGUGGCCACCGCCGCUGUCACCGUGCUGCCCGGCCCGCCCUCCGCUACCACGUCCGCUGCGCUGGUGCCAGAGGGGGGGGUGAGAGUGCGCGCGGGGGAGAGGGCAGAGGUGUUGGUGGCUCUGAGAGACGGGCUGGGCAAUGUGGCGUCCUUUGAUCCCGACGCUGCCAGUAACACCGCUGCUGCCACCACCCAACUCACGGUCAAGCUCCUCUCCUCGCCUCUCCCUGCCUCCUCCCCCGCCCCUACCUUCACUGCCACCACCAUCCAGCCAUCCCUGGUCGCCCUCUCCGCCCCGCUCACCAUAGCUGGCUCCUACCAGCUCCAAGUGCUGCUCAACGGCUCUCCCCUCCCCUCCCCUCCUCUCGCCCUAGAGGUCCUCCCUGCUGCCCCCGCCUCCUUCUCCCUCUCUGGCUUCCCUCCCGCUGCUUCCUUCCCUGUGGCCCGGCCGGUGGUUGUGCACGUGGCGCUGCGUGAUAGGUUUGGGAAUGCAGUGGGGCAUGGGGCGGGAGAGGAGGGGCAGGUGGGGGGGUCGGUGACAGUGUCGCAUGGGGACGAGUCGACAGGAGGGGUGGUGGGGGAGAUGUAUGGUCUCAAUGUGACGGCAGUGAAUGUGACUGCAGGGGACAUGAGUGAGACGGAAUGGGAAGGCACCGUAGCCACAACUGCUGCAGGAACCCCCUCUACAAGCACAGGCACAAUAGCCGGGCGCAGCAGGUCAGCCACUGCUCAGUCCCCCUCUCCAUCUCCCGCCUCCCCAGCCCCCUCCUCCCCCUCCUCCCCCUCCUCCCCCUCUUCCCCGUCCUCCCCCGCCAUCCGCGCGUGGCGGAUCUCCUUCACCCCUCUGACUCCGGGGCAGGCCUCCCUCCAGCUCAUGGUCGGACCCCCCGAUGCCGCAUUGCCCCUCUCCUCACCGUCCUCCGCCCUCCCCCUGCAGGCCACCAUCCUGCCGCGCCCCGUCAGCCUCGCGCACUCCACUCUCUUCGGCGCGGGGCUGCAGGAGGGGGGGGGCGUGCGGGCGGGGACCAUUGUGGAAAUGGGUGUGUGUGUGCGGGACGCCCAGGGCUUCCCCCUCCUCGAAGACGCCGCCAAGCUGCUCAAAGUCUCCGCCGCCUUCGCCUUCGUCGUCCUCCCUGCACCCACCCCUGGCGCCACUCUCCCUGUGCCUCCUGCCUCCGCCCUGCCCCGUGCCAGAAUGGGGUAUGGCGGAGGGUGCAUCUUCAGGGGCUCGUUCACCCCUCCCAACAACACAGCGGCAGCAGCGCCAUCAGCAGCGGCAGCAGCAGCAGCAGCAUCUUACGGGCUAUCGGUGGCUGUGCUUAUCAACAGCCGCCCGGUUCGCUUCCAGUCCACCAACAUCACUGUUCAUGCCGCCCUGCCGCCUAACGCUCCCCUACCAGCCAAUCUCGUGGUGACAGCUGUCACUGGGGACGGAGUCCCUAUUCCCAAUGGGUACCAGCUUCGGGGCGGUGCAGUUGGCUCGGAGACAAGGUUUGGCGUGCGAUUUACCGACUCUAACGGCACGGCCGUGCUGGUGCAGGAUGACUCAGCCCUGCUGCUGAAGCUCACCCCCUCCUUCGACUCCCAGGACCCUGACCCGGCUCUCCUCUUCGGCGCUGCUGCUGCAGGCACGCAGGGGGGUGGGGAGGAGGGGGGACGGGACAAAGUGAGUGUGAGUGUGAGUCGGGGAGGGUACGCAACAGUGACGGUGGUGGCAGCGGCGUCACACGUGCCGUGGCGCAAUGUGCACUACUCCACGCCUGACGGCUCCUCUGCCGGCUGGUUCCAGCUGCUCAUUGCUCCGGGUCCGGCCGUGGCAGUGCGGGUGGACGCAGCUCCCCUACUGGCGUGCGCGAGGGGGGCAUGCAUGGUGGGGCGGCGCACGGCGUUCAGCAUGGAGGUGGUGGACGGCCACGGGGCCACUCGCACGUUUGACAGGCUCACCGGGCAGGGUGACGCGCUCACCGUGACGCUCACACGCGCUGGCAGCAAUCAGGCUAUCUUCUCUUCUGCUGCCGCUGUCAACUCCAAGGGGAACUAUCUCGGAAGCUUCCUGGUGUACGAGCCGGGGAACUUCACCCUGGCAGUGCGGCUGAACAACCAGACGGCCUUCACCGCCCCGCUCCAAGUCCUCCCAGGCCCCUUCUCCCCCACGCUAUCCCGCGUGCACGACCUGUCAGCCACAGCCGUGGCGGGGCAGCCGUACCGCUUCAACGUGUCGCUCCGCGACGCCUUCAGCAACGCCUACCUGCUGCCAGGGCAGCCCUUCCUGCUGCACACGCGCUCACCCUCCUCCGAGGCGCACCAUGGGCUGCUGCUCUCCUCGCCCGCCUCGCCCACCCUCACUGCCGCCAUCACUGUCUUUGAGUCCGGGCCUGCACGCCUCUCUGUCACGCACCUGCCUUCCAAUGCGCACCUCUGGGGGUCACCUUACACGCUCACUGUGCUGCCCGGCCCCGUUGCUGCUGCUGCCUGCUCCCUGCUAGGCCUGGCGAAUGGCACACUUGUGGGCAGCAACCAAACUUUUUUGGUGGUUGCCCGGGACCUGUAUGCGAACCCUAUAGAGUACCCCACGGCGGGGGAAUCGGGGCUGACCGUAAAUGUGACAUUCGUUCCUGCCCCUGGUGGCGGUGGCAGUAGUGCAGAGACCACGCCAGCGGUGCAAACCACCCAAAUAGACUCCUCUCUCAAAAACCCUAGCCUGCCAGCUGGCGGGCUGGUCUUCACCUUUGCCACGUCAGCAGCAGGGACUUACACCGUCUCGGUGAAAGUGGGGCCCACUCACAUCAUGGGCAGCCCUGCUGACGUGGCAGUGCUACCUCCUGCCCCCUCCGCCAGUGUGCUUGCCUCCUUCGACCGCUCCCAGCGCUCCCUUGCCAUCGCUUUCUCUCCCGCUCCCACCCUCUCCUCCCCCUCCUCCUCCUCUUCUCCCUCGCCACCUGCCAAUGGUGGCACAGCAGGAGAGGGUGCAGGGGGGGGGGCAGCGGGAGGAGCGGGAGGCGUGGGGCAGCAGGAUUGCUCGGAGCUGCUGGACGCGGAGAGCAUGGCGCGGGUGGGCAGCGGUGCGCAGUGUGUGUGGCAGGACUCGUCCCACCUGCUGCUGUACCUGGGCUUCAACUCCUCCCUGCUCCCCUUCACCUCCCUCACCGCCUCCACCGCCCCCAACGCCACCAUCUCCUUCCUCCCCUCCCUUGCCGCCCCCACCUCCUCCCCCCUCCCCCCCAACUCCUCUCUCACUGUCGGCAUCGGCCCCCCUGGCGGCGCCUCAGGGGCGCGGUCCCCUCAGGAAGUGCAGGAGGCAGUGCAGGCGGUGCCGGUGGUGCUGGCGGCGCUGGAUGCCCCGGCCACGGUGGGCAUCUGCGACGAGCUGGUGCUGGACGCGUCCGCCUCGCGGUCGGUGUAUGGUGCGCGGCUGGCCUUCUCGUGGCGUGUGUUCUCGGACGCCGAGUCGCUGUCGCUGGACCUGCUCGUGUCGUCGCAGGCCGCCGAUGCCAGCACCGUUACCAUCCCGCCCAAGACGCUUACCCCUGGGGCCACUUAUGAGUUCGCAGUGUUUGUGAUGGACCCCAACGGCCGUGCAGCCAACGCGUCGCUGCUCGUCACCCAGUCCGCCACGCCAGCCCCCUCGCUGCGCAUCCUCGCCCCCGCCUCCCCCUCCGCCCUGCGCCAGCUCGCAGCCCGCCCCGGCGACUCCCUCACCAUCGCCUCCCUCUCCUCCAUGCCUGACUCCUCCUGCCUCCCACCUGCCUCCUCCUCCUCCUCCUCCUCCGCCUCUUCACCCCCACCGCCAGCAGCAGCAUCCGCACCGGCAGCAGCACCAGCAGCAUCAGCAGCAUCCCCUCUCCCCGCGCUGUCAGCCACAGCGCCCCGUUCCCUCCUCUCCCUCUCUGACUCCUUCCCCUCCCUCACCUUCUCCUGGUCGCUUGUCGCCGGCCCGCCUCUCAACUUCUCCCUGCCCGCCCUCGCUCGCUCCCGCCACUCCCCCUCGCUCACCAUCCCCCCCGGCACGCUCCAGCCCGGCGCAACCUACGUCCUAUCCCUAGAAGCCACGUCAGCAGCAGAUCCUGCUGUGAAGGCAGUGGACCACGUGGCAGUGCGGGUGAGUGCAUCGCCUCUGCGAGUGGCGAUCACGGGGGGCGACAGGGUGGUGUCGGUGGGGCAGCCAUUGCAGCUGCAGGCGGUGGUGGUGGAUGCAGACGAGGCCAGGGACAGCCAGGGGAACCCCUUGCCAGUUCAGUACUCGUGGGGCUGUGAGCCCCUGUCAGAGGCACAGGCGCUGCUCCCAGCCACGUCUCAAGCCUUGUCGGCACCUACCAGUGGUAGCAGCAGCAGCAGCAGCAGCAGCAGCAGCAGUACGGGCGGCAGCAGUGGAAGUGCCUCUGCGUGUUUCCCCAACGCCACUGCAGUGCUCGCCCUCAGCGCCUCCUCUCUCACCAUCCCCGCCAACUCCCUUCCCCCCGGCUCCUACCGCUUCUCUCUCCUCGUCUCCCGCAACCCCCUCUCGCUCCCCGGCACUUCCCCCGCUGCGCUGACCCGUGAGAGUGUGCCGGCUGUUGCGGUGGUAACCGCGCAGGACCGGGCGGUGCCGCCCGCUGCUGUUGGCGUGGCGGCGGCUUGGGGUCGGGCGGCAGGGGCCAUGGCGGAGUGGGCUCCGGGGAUGCAGCAGGGGGGAGGUGGGGGAGGGGGAGGUGGGGAGGGUGGCAAUAGUGGGGAUGGCAGCAGUGGGGGGAGCAGCAGUGGGGGCAGUGGUAGCAGCGAUGGCUCUAGUGGUGCAGCCAGCACAGGUGGUGCAGGCAGCACAGGCGGUGCAGGCAGUACAGGUGGUGCAGGCAGCACAGGCGGUGCAGGCAGUACAGGUGGUGCAGGCAGCACAGGUGGUGCUGGCAGUACAGGUGGUGCUGGCAGUACAGGUGGUGCUGGCAGUACAGGUGGUGCUGGCAGUACAGGUGGUGCUGGCGGUACUAGCGGCUCUGGUGGCACUGGUGGUGCUGGUUCUAGUGGCAGCAGUGGCAGCAGUGGCAGCAGUGGCAGCAGUGGCAGCAGUGGCAGCAGUGGCAGCAGUGGCAGCAGUGGCAGCAGUGGCAGCAGUGGCAAUAGCGGUGGUGGUGCCAGUAGCGGUGGCGGUGCAGCAGGCACGGGAGCAGGCGGGGAAUCAGCAGCGGGAGGCAGUGGGGGCGUGCAGGCAGGGAUAGCGCUGGACCGGUCGAGGCCGGUGGAGCUGCAGUGCGUGGUGGAUGUCAUGCCGUAUGCAUACGCGUGGAAGCAGGUGCUGCCCAACGGCACCCUCGUGGACCUCAAUGUCGGUUAGCGGACCAACCAUCUUGUCUCUCCU